UCAAAAUGGGUGUUGGAGUAAAACUUUUACUCUUGUUCAGAUUAUUUCUUGAAGUUGGUUUUGCUGCUGGAGAAUGCACAGAUAAGAUGGGAUUGGAAGAUGGAAAAAUUCCAAACUCUGCUUUAUCAUCUGCUAGUGAGUGGAGCGCUGCCUAUGCAGCGAGCAAGGGAAGGCUCAACCAUCAGAGCACAUAUAUUGCUAAGCGAAACGACAAGGGCCAGUGGUUCCAAGUGGAUUUUGGUAAGAUUGUCAAAAUAACGAGCAUCUUAACUCAAGGACGCCACAACGCCGCACAGUGGGUGACCAAGUUUAUGGUGUCUUACAGCCUUGAUGGAGGAUAUUUCAGUUUUCAACUUCACCAUCCUUACAGUGUUCCGCGGGAAUACUAUGCCAAUAGAGACCGUCUGACUAUCGUGGAAACCGAGCUGGACGAACCAAUCAUCGCCCGUGUUUUUCGUGUCCACCCAGUGGAAUGGUAUGGACACAUUUCAAUGAGGCUCGAGUUUGUUGGUUGCGACUCAGGCUUUAGGCCUCCAGUUUUUCCUAACUGCAUGGAUGGACUUGGAAUGGAAGAUCCAAAUAGAAUCCCUGAUUCAGCCAUAACUGCUUCUUCUUAUUAUAAUUCCAACUACAAACCAAGCCAAGGUCGUCUUUACCAACAGUAUGAUGGAGGCUCUGGAAGCUGGCUGGCCAAAACGAGUGACCAGAACCAAUGGCUUCAAGUGAAUUUAGGAGGAUGGAGGCAGGUGAUGGCAUUCUGCAUCCAAGGAAGGCUGGAUGCGGCCCAGUGGCUGACUAGUUACUCACUGGCAUUCAGUUAUGAUGGAGUCUUUUACAGAACUCUCCACGAGGGGUUCAAGGGAAACUCAGACCAAUUUAUGCCUGUUUGCCAUUCUCUGGGGCGAGGACAAGUGAUUGCACGAUAUGUGCGAAUUAUUCCGCGGACUUGGCAUGGACAUAUUGCCUUGAGAGCUGGUUUUUAUGGCUGUAAAUCGGGAUUUGAUAUCCCUAAAAUAGUGUGUGCAUCACCUUUGGGAAUGGAAAGCGGUGACAUAGAAGAUUCGGCCAUUGUAGCGUCGUCGCGCUAUAACCAAUGGUGGGGACCUGAGCGUGGAAGAUUAAACGAGGCAAAUGAUGGAAGUUUCCAAGGAGGUUGGAUUUCCCAAUACAAAGAUUCUAAACAGUUCCUGCAGAUUGACUUACAGAAGGUUACUAAGGUGACCAGGAUUGCCACUCAAGGCCGUUACAACGCUGGCUGGUGGACUAAGUCCUAUACCCUGGAAUACAGUGUACACGGGGGAGAAUUUUUACAAUACAACAAUGGCCAGGUUCUACAAGGAAAUAUUGACUAUACUUCUGCAGUAGGCCAUUACCUUGACCCACCCAUUGUGGCUCGUUUCAUCAAAAUCAACGUCAAUGAAUUCGUUGGUUAUCCGUCAUUGAGAGUGGAAUUAUAUGGAUGCACCGAAGGUUUCUCCGUCCCGAAGUCACCCCAGUGUAUGAAUGCCUUGGGCAUGGAAAACGGCAAUAUACCAGACUCCGCUAUCUCUGCAUUUAGCUCGGCCAACGUUAACAGCUAUGCUCCUUCUGUUGGCCGCCUUCACUUUCUUAGUGCUGGCAGCGGAAAAUAUGGCAGCUGGGCUGCCGGAGCCAACAAUGUAAACCAAUGGUUCCAGGUUGAUUUUGGACGUUGGACAAGAGUUACAGCUGUCGCCACACAAGGAAGACAGGACUACAAUCAGUGGGUUAAAAAGUACAGCCUUUCGUACAGUUAUAAUGAAGUAUUUUGGGCAACGGUUAAAAAUGAAGAUGGCUCAAAACAGGUUUUUAAUGGCAACUCUGACCGAUACACAGUUGUGAGAAACUUAGUGGACCGACCAGUUGUAACCCGUUACAUCCGAAUUUAUCCCGAAGAAUGGUAUGGACAUGUGUCCAUGAGAACUGAAUUUUACGGCUGCAGUGAAGGCGUUGAACCCCCUAAGAUCGAAUGUUUUUCGGCUCGGGGAAUGGAAAAUGGCGCGAUUCCAGAUUCAGCUAUUGUAGCAUCAUCACGUUACAACCAGUGGUGGGGACCUGAGCGCGGAAGACUGAACGAGAAAAAAGAGGGUAGCUUCCAUGGAGGCUGGAUCUCCCAAUACCAAGACGAUAAGCAGUUCCUGCAGAUUGACUUGCAAAGGGUAACCAAAGUGACCGGGAUCGCUACACAAGGGCGCUAUGACGCAGGUUGGUGGUCAAAGACCUAUACCUUGGAAUACAGUGUUCAUGGAGGAACAUUUGUACCAUACAUUAGUGGGAAUGAGGUUUUCCAUGGCAACUUCGACUACAAGACUGCUGUUGGCCGGAUUAUCGACCCACCCAUCAUCGCUCGAUACAUCAAAAUCAAUAUCAAAACAUUUCAAGGAUACCCCUCGAUGAGGGUGGAGUUAUAUGGAUGCACUGUCGAUGGUGAUUCAGUCCCAAAACCACCACAAUGCAUGGAGGCCUUGGGUAUGGAAAGUGGUGAGAUACCAGACUCCGCUAUCUCAGCAUCUUCCUCAGCCAACGUUAACAGCUAUGCUCCUUCCAUUGGCCGCCUUCAUUUUCUUAGUUCUGGCAGCGGAAAAUAUGGCAGCUGGGCUGCCGGAGCCAACAAUUUACUGCAGUGGUUGCAGGUUGAUUUUGGAGACUGGAGAAAAAUCACAGCUGUUGCUACACAGGGAAGACAGGACUCCAAUCAGUGGGUUAAGCUGUAUAGCCUGUCUUUCAGCUAUGAUUCUGUAUUUUGGGAAGUUGUAAACAACGAGCAUGGCUCAAAACAGAUUUUUAAAGGUAACUUGGACCGAUAUACAGUUGUGAGAAACACCUUGUACAGACCAGUUAUAACCCGGUACAUUCGGAUUCAUCCUGAAGAAUGGAAUGGACACAUCUCUAUGAGAACAGAGUUUUAUGGCUGCAGUAAAGGAUUCGAUCCCCCAAAAAUAGUUUGUGCAUCACCUCUCGGUAUGGAAAGCAACAUUAUUCCCAAUUCUGCCUUGAAAUCUUCGUCUGUCUAUAACCAAUACUUUGGACCUGAAAGAAGCAGGUUAAAUAAGAAACAGGAGGGAAGCUAUUAUGGUGGUUGGGCCUCAAAGCACGGCGACGUAGGUCAAUGGCUUGAGAUAGACUUAGGGAAGAUCACAAAGGUCACACAAAUCGCGACCCAAGGAAGAUAUGAUGCUAACUGGUGGGUUACGAAGUAUACCUUGACCUACAGUGAUGGAGGACAAUUUAAGUCUUACAAAAACGGCGAGGUGAUCAUAGGAAAUAGCGACAGGAAUACAGCAGAAGGUCGAAUUCUGGAUGAGCCAAUAAUAGCGCGGUACGUGCGAAUCCAUCCCAUGACUUGGUAUGGACACAUCUGCAUGAGAGUGGAAUUAUUUGGCUGCAGGGAAGGUUUUAAUCCAGGCCCUGCCGAAGAAUGUAAGAAAAUUCUAGGAUUGCAGAAUUAUCAAAUUCCGGACUCAGCUCUCAGUGCCUCUACAUCUUACAAUGUCAACUCCAUGGGUGCGAGAAACGGACGGUUGCAUUUCCAGGCAAAGAGCGGCCAGUAUGGUGCCUGGGCCGUGAAAAAUGGAAAGAAUGAUCCAUUUCAAUAUUUUCAAGUUGACUUUGGUAACUUUGCAAAGGUUACCGGUGUGGCAACUCAGGGGAGGCAAGAUGGCGCUUGGUGGGUGAAGACAUACAGUUUAUCCUUCAGCAAUGAGUGUGUUUUCUUUGAAGACUACAAAGAGGCUAACGUCAAAAAGAUUUUUAAUGGGAACACUGAUCGUUUUACAGUCGUUAGUCAUGACCUUAAGAUCCCAUUCAUUGCAAAGUGCGUCCGCAUAAACCCAGUCUCAUGGCAAGGGCUAAUUUCCCUGCGAGCAGAAUUCUAUGGCUGUAGAGAAGGUUUUAAAGAUCCUGAGAUUGUCUGUGUGUCAGCACUGGGAUUAGAAAACAGUCAGAUUCCAGAUGCUGCUAUUUUGGCCUCCUCCCAACACAAUAUAUACUAUGGACCAGAAAGAGCGAGGCUGCGUAAAGUUACACAAGGAAGCUAUAUCGGGGGAUGGUCUCCAAAGGCAUCCAACACAGGGGAAUGGAUACAAUUUGACCUUGGUGAGAAUACAAAAGUGACCAGGAUAGCUAUCCAGGGUCGCGACAACGCGGAUUGGUGGACAACUAGUUAUACCUUGUCCUCCAAGCUUGAUGGAGGGAGCUUUGAGCCGUACAGCAAUGGCCAGGUAUUAUUACAUGCCAUCUUUCUUACUUUGUCUCCGCAAAGGAUAUUUUCGACGUUGCAAAUGUUAGAAGAAAGUAAGGAACAUACCUUGAAAAAUAAGUUCAGAGCCACAUAA
Messenger RNA from Stylophora pistillata, 4352 nucleotides. RefSeq lists its product as uncharacterized. NCBI's taxonomy places the organism in Eukaryota, Metazoa, Cnidaria, Anthozoa, Scleractinia, Pocilloporidae. The record is from RefSeq and is a predicted model, not a curated record.